AUGUCGAACGAACAGCGUGAUAAGCAUGUUGUCUCUUUGAGUGACAUUCUCACGAGUAUAGUUUUAAUCUUUGGUGGCUGCUGUACAAACGUUAUUGCCUUAGAAAGAUUAGUUGCUGAGGCCCCAAAAAGUGGAAACCUGUUCACUUUCGCUCAAUUCCUGUUCAUUGCUAGUGAAGGCUUACUUUAUAAUCUUGAUUUUUCAUCAUCCAUCCCAAAACUUAAGAAACGCCAUGUUCCUUUAUAUCGCUGGUUUUUACAGGUGGUUAUGUUUUUUACAGUGUCAGUAUUGAAUAAUAUAGCAUUCGGAUAUAAGAUAUCCGUACCAUUACAUAUUAUUUUUCGUAGUGGCGGGCUAAUUGUUAGUAUGAUAUUGGCACAAGUUAUCGCGGUCGUGUCGGUAACUUUGGGUGUCAUUCUUGCAACUAUUAGUUCAUCUGACGCUAAUGUUGAGGAGAAGGUUGAGGUUGGCACUCCAGAAUAUGUGAUUGGUAUCUCGCUACUCUCAUUUACAGUAGUAUUAUCAUGUUUUAUGGGUUUAUUUCAAGAACUUACAUAUGAGAAACAUAAAAGUGAUUGGCGCGAAGGGCUAUUCUACACGCAUUUUCUAGCAUUACCGUUCUUUUUGUUCUUUUAUCCUGAUAUCAGAGAACAGGCCCAAGUUUACAAUGAAUCUACUUCAGAGCCACUUAGCAAAAUAUUACCUGUUCCCAACUGGUUCCAAGAUGUUUCGACUUGUUGCAAUUUACCAAAAUCGUGGACUUAUCUCAUCAUAAAUGUUCUUACUCAGUAUGUGUGUAUUUCGGGCGUUCACAAGCUGCAAUCACGAGUUAGUGCACUAACCUUAAAUCUUGUUUUAAAUCUCCGAAAAUUUACUUCUCUUGUUAUUUCUCUGUGGUUUUUUGAUAAUGAAAUUAAUUAUGGUGUCAUAGUCGGAGGCAUUUUGGUAUUUGUGGGAACCUUGUUAUAUUCUUUUGGUGCUAAUUCCAAAGGUUUGAAAACCAAUGAACAUUCGGACAAUUUAAGGAACAAAAAAGACCUAUGA
Dentiscutata erythropus is the source of this 1044-nucleotide messenger RNA. Lineage: Eukaryota; Fungi; Glomeromycota; Glomeromycetes; Diversisporales; Gigasporaceae. The record is from the annotation of a GenBank genome assembly.